UCAACUCACCUACACUCCUUCUCUACCCAAGAACAACCUCAACAACCAGCACCAUGUGUGGCUACUACGGAAACUACUAUGGCAGCAGAGGCUAUGGCUAUGGAGGCCUGGGCUAUGGCUAUGGAGGUCUGGGCUGUGGCUUUGGAAGCCUGGGCUGUGGCUAUGGCUCCUACUAUGGGUCUGGCUACCGUGGACUGGGCUGUGGCUAUGGUUGUGGUUAUGGCUAUGGCUCACGUUCUCUCUAUGGCUGUGGCUAUGGAUGUGGCUCUGGCUAUGGAUCUGGAUUUGGUGGCUACUAUUGAAGACACCAUGGGAGACUCUCACCUCCUCCAACUGUAACUUUAAGACUCACCAAUUCUGAGCCACACAUGCACUGAGCCUCUUCUCUGAAGAUGAUACUGCCAAGAGGUCUAUCAUGAUAUGCUGUGACCUACACAGAGGCCACAUACUUCCUGGAUGUCCCUCACAAAGGGAGGGAAUGAAAUUUACCUGACCUCUGUCACUUCUACAGUUCAGAAUGAUGUCAUCAGAUGACAAUGGCCUUGGUGACUUUCACUCUUUUCCUCAUUUAUCUCUUCUCUAAUAAACAUCAUUAAUACAAAAAUUA
Molecule: messenger RNA, 607 nt
Organism: Peromyscus leucopus (white-footed mouse)
Lineage: Eukaryota; Metazoa; Chordata; Mammalia; Rodentia; Cricetidae
Product: keratin-associated protein 6-5-like
Exons: 1
Coding region: 54-302 (82 amino acids)
Biological process (GO): keratinization
Source: RefSeq, a predicted model, not a curated record